AUUACAGAAAAUGUCAGCACUGUCGACACAAUCAAUGAAAGCUUAUGCGCAGAUUGGGAAAAAAAAUCAUUACUUUGAAAUGAUGACCGUUAAAUGGGAUGGUACGGGGAAUAUUGUGACCACUGGGCUGCCACCGGUAGCCGUUGAAACUCGUUGACCAAGCCAGGAUCCAUUUUGUAAUUACGUAAGGAACUCUCCUCAGUGGUAGUAUGAACAAAGUUAAUCUUCGUGGCGUGGGCCGUAUCGAGAACUAGAUGAUCACUAUAAUUUCCAUCCGGACGCAGGUCACUAAACGUACUUCUCCAAAUAUUUUCAGAGGACUCAAACUUAUGGCGGGAAAAUGACCACAACGUAUAGAUCACCUUGAAGGGAGGGGUUAUCGUUCGACCUCUUGUUCUUCUUGAGAGAUUUCUUCUUCUCCUUCAGUUCAGGCCACCGUCUGGUGUAUUUUUGUAUCCCUAUACACUGUUUGUGCAGUGUCUCGAUCUAAAAUACUACAACUGUAUGUGCACCUAAGACAUCCGUGAAGAUUUAAAGGAGUUGGAGAUUGAGUACCUCACUUGUGAAGCUCGGUAGAGGGGUAUACAGAACAUAGCGACAUGUGGUAAAGCAUUCUUGGACGAAUCAAAUGUUAUCAUGAUUUUGGAACAAUUAAACCAUCAUAAGAAUCAGGAAAUGAUACAGUCAACAAUAAAGUGUCCAAAUGAAGUGUCUUUAUCAUGAUCCCGUCAUUAUUUCUUACCAAGUAACCAACGCUAACUGACUAAAGCGGUUAAAACGAUUUUUAAAUGGUUAAUGUCGGUACUCAAAAGGGGCCAAAAGUGAAAUUAUUCGUUUGCUGAAAACUUGUACUCUAACCUCAACCAUGAUCAAGACAUUACUUGAGAAAAACGGGUUCGUAAAUUCUUUUUUAUAUUUCAGUAUAAACCAUCAAUGGGGGAUGUUACAGUUACUAGUAGGACUAUAGCGAUCUUUUUAAACUAUCUUCCAAGUUCGAUGUCUUUGCUACCAGCACGAUCAUAAAUAUGCCAUCAUUUAGUGACAACACAACGAUCACAUUCGAGAUCAAUGUUCAGGGUAUCAUUGCUGCUGCCAUAUUCGCAACGACGGCUUUGGUCGGAAUCCCUGGCAACAUUCUAGUCAUAAUGGCCGUUUCCCUGUCUCAACAACUCCAGACAUCGACCAACAUAUUCGUCGUCGGCCUCGCCAUCAUUGAUCUCCUCAACUGCCUCCUCUUGCCUGUUCAAGUGAUGUCCCUCCUAGGGAUCGGAAGAUCCGUUGCUUUCGACUGGGUUUGUACCAUCGCCGCCGUGUGUCUUUGCGUCUUCUUGGGGAUAAGUGUUUCCACAUUGACCUUGAUUGCUUACAAUCGAUUUUACAUGAUCACGAAAGUAGGAGGAGAGUACACCCGACUCUUUACCAAGAAAAAGAUGGUAGCCAUGCUUUUAGUAAUAAGUGGCGCAGUAUCCCUUGUCACAGUUGCCCUUGCAGCAACGGGAACUGCAACAUUCGGACACUACGAAGGCAUAUGCGCUCAUGUGGAAGGUAAUUCAUAUACGUACAUGUCUGGUGUAUGGUUAAUAACCUCUCUUGUCGUUAUUUUGGUAUGCUACGUCAAAAUCUAUCGACACAUCAAGCGCCAUUUGCGCCAUGUUGCGUCAGUCAAGCAGAAUUCCGAUUCUUCGGCCACCAGUCAGACUGUUGAACCCAAGAUGGCUAACGGAGGGUUUGCGCAGCGCCAGAAGGAACUGGAAUCAAAGAUCACCGUCAAUAUGCUCAUCGUCAUCGUGUUCUUCUUUCUGUGUGUGUUCCCGUCCAUUCUGACGUUGGUACUGCCCGGUGAUCAGGACGCGAGCGCCCUCAUCGUCGCCAUCCUUUCCCUCAACAGCUGCAUCAACCCUCUAGUCUACGCCUGGAAGCAUCCUGUGUUCCGACACGUCUUUAGAUGUAUCCUUGGUGGAAAGAUCAACCUUAUCAAAGAACCAACACAAUGGGCUCGAUCGCUCCGAAGGACUGCACACGUAACCGAGCAAUGAUAAUUGAUUUGAUUUGAUUUUAUUUCAGCAUUUUUCCAACAGAAAUAAUUAACAAACAUAAUGUACAACAUAAAGAAAAAAAUAGUGAUACAUUUCUUUUUACAAAAAUAUAUACAAAUAAUCAUUCAUUUGCAAAAAUGUAUAUAGAUAGUAUUAGUUUGCAAUAUUAUAAGUUGUACUUUGUUGAGUAGACAAAAAAAAAUGCUGGAGACCGCUACCAUAAGCAGUGCUUGACUAGGGAAGCGGCCUCAAAACGUAUUAGCGAAAUAAUGAAAUCAUAUGCGUCGCCUAGCUUUGAUCUUAUGAAACACAACUCUGUGAUGGGACUGGUGACAUUUAGUCACUUUCUAUUAGACCGUACAACUGAUCCCAGUUGCCAUGAUUGUAUUUCUACUUGCCCAUGCUAGCAGAAGACCUGCACGGAAACGUUCGUAACCUCAUAAACGUCAUUGAUAAUUAUGUCAAAUGUUUUCUUUGUUUUAUGUCGAACAAUGAGUCAUUUGUAUACUUAUAUUCAUUCAUUUUAUUCUAUUUAUUUAUUUAUUCGUUUCUGCAUGUCAUGACAAUGUACAUAGUGUGACCAUCACAACAUUAAAUACAUUAAAUUUUACAUAGUAAUAAUGUAUAAUUAUG
Lytechinus pictus (painted urchin) is the source of this 2669-nucleotide messenger RNA. Its product is annotated as alpha-1A adrenergic receptor-like. NCBI's taxonomy places the organism in Eukaryota, Metazoa, Echinodermata, Echinoidea, Temnopleuroida, Toxopneustidae. The coding region runs from base 1026 to 2036 and encodes 336 amino acids. The transcript is spliced from 2 exons. Gene Ontology annotation, molecular function: G protein-coupled receptor activity. The record is from RefSeq and is a predicted model, not a curated record. Gene Ontology annotation, cellular component: membrane. Gene Ontology annotation, biological process: G protein-coupled receptor signaling pathway.